Molecule: messenger RNA, 9501 nt
Organism: Stegodyphus dumicola
Lineage: Eukaryota; Metazoa; Arthropoda; Arachnida; Araneae; Eresidae
Gene: Sara
Product: Smad anchor for receptor activation
Biological process (GO): endosomal transport
Cellular component (GO): early endosome membrane
Molecular function (GO): metal ion binding
Source: RefSeq, a predicted model, not a curated record
AGUAUGGAGAAAUAUACUGUUGAUAUUGAUAAAGUUUUAGAUGAUUUCGAAGAAACAGAAGCUCUAAAAAUUGAUGCCCAUAACAAAUUAGAAGAAUCUGCUUUGGAGCAUUGUAUGGAAAUAUACCACAGUGAUGUAAAAGAAAAUUCUAAUUCUCUAGAUGUAGUACAUGAAACAACGUGUGACACUGAACAUAGAACUAAUAAAAUCUGUGAACGGACUAUCAGUUCUUCAUUGCAAAAUGAAACCCAGCGUAACUCGGAAGAUACCCAGUGGACUAAUACAGUUUCUCAGGAAACAGUUAAUAAAUUAUUGAAAGACAGAACUGAUUUAAGGAACCCAGUUUAUGACAACAACAAUCAAAAUGCCAAAUCUUGGAAUUAUGAAAUUUUUUAUAAACCAAAUGACCAGAUUGUUUCACAUUGUGAAAAAAAUAUUUGCAAUUCUGGAAAUGUGAAGUAUGCAUCUAAAGAUCUAAAUGCAUUAAAUUCUAGCUUGAAUGCGUGCAUUACAGAUGAUGAAAUAAUUUGUGUUUCUGUACAAGAGAAUGCUCUUGGAAAAACCAUAUGUGAAUCUCAUUCAGUGAAAGAUACACUGGCCACAGAUCUUUCAAAGCAAGGUGGAUGUUUAGAUGAUACAUGGCUACCAGAUAAAUUAAAAAAUGAUUCUGUGUCUCAUGACAAUUCCUUGCCACUUUCUGAAAAAGAAGACAGUUCUUUGAAAACUCAUAAUUCUCCAGAAGUAAAAAAAACCUUUCAGGAAAGAGCUCGUGUAUCGUGUGAAGAAAAUGUAUCUGGAAGUGUAGUAAACAAAAUUUUAAAAAUAUCUAAUUCAGAUGCUUGUGUUGAGGGUUCAUAUUUAGUAGAACAAAAAACAAUCGAAGAUAAAGUUGAGGAAGUGAAAGAUAUGGGUACUGAACCUGUUGAUUUACUUAAACAAGCACUUUUAACAAAUAUUUCUACUGUUGAUGUUAAUACUGCUGUUGUGCAAUCAUAUCCUCAGAUUUCAAGUGCUUCUGAGUUAGACAGUGUAAGAAUAUUAGAGGAAUCACAUGAAGAAAAUUCUGCAUCCUGUAGUAACACUUCUUGUUUAUCUACAGUCAAUCAAAUUUUGAACAAAAUUGCAAAAUCUGCAUGUCCUCCACCUGUUCAGCAUUUACAGUUCCAGCAGCUUGAUGCUCAGGAUGAAGAUUCUGGUGUUAGUUCUCAAGAAGAUGUAAGUGGAAAUAGCCCUCCAGAAAUGCUGCAUGGAGAUGAUGCUGGUACUGUUGUAGAUGCAAAGUGUGACUAUUCUGAAUUUAAGUUUUUAAAUUUAGACUAUCCUGAUUGUAAUCAGAAGAAAAGCAUCGAUUGUGUGGAAACCCCUGAAAAUGUUGACAUUUCUGCUAAUCUUUCUUCUGAAAUAUCUAGAAAUAAUGAGGUAUGUAAAACUUUAACUAUAGACAAUGACAAAUCUGUUGAGACAUUGGAUACAUUUGCUGGUGCACGGCCAAAACUAGAUUACGUAAAUGAUUUGUCUGAAACUCUUAAUUUUGAAGAAGAUAAAAAUAUAGUUGAUAAAGAAGUUGCAAAUACUUUAAAGAACUGUGAAAAACUUAGUGAAUCUGAGUGCCCAUUUGAUGGAGGAAAAGGGACAGAUAAAGCAUGCAGUGAGAAGAAGAGUCCUACUGAACAAGUGUUGUCUUUAGAUAUUGCGACUGAUGAAAUUUGUGAAGACUGUGAUCCUGUUUGUAGUAGUAUUAAUGAGGCUGAUGACUUUAAAGUGACUAAUGAAGAUAUUUUGAAUGAAUCAACUAAAGAAAAUAUGCCAAGUGAAUCAUUUAAUGAGGGUAUUUUAAAUAAAUCAACUGAUGAAAGUACUUUAGAUAAGUCUACUGAUGAUAUUUUAAAAAGUGAAGAAGAAGUUGCAAAUUGUAACAAUAGCUCUGAACCUGAACUCAACUCAGAUGUCAAGAUUCAUAUUCUACCUCGUCUUCAGAGACCAACCACCCUUGAUCUUCCAUCUCGUCAUGUCACAACUACAGAAAGUUCGAAUGAAAAAGUCCCUGUGUUAGCACAAGAUGUGAAUGAGAUUCUAGAUCAAGCACAGGUUAUAGCUGCUGAAAGUCCAGCUGCCGAGUUGAAGGUUAAAGAAUUUCUUCCAUGUGUGCAGCAACAAUCAUCAUUAGGAACAGUUAAACCAUUUUGGAUACCAGAUGCAGAAGCACCAAAUUGUAUGCAUUGUGGAAUUAAGUUCACAGUAAUCAAAAGGAGACAUCACUGCAGAGCAUGUGGCAAGGUUUUAUGUUCUCGUUGCUGUAACCAAAAGGCUCGAUUAGCUUAUCUAAACAAGGAAGACAGAAUCUGCCAACCCUGUGCUGAAAUUCUAUCAACAUUACAGAAUAAGAAUCCUGUUCCUGUUGCUGAUUCACAAAGUUCAAGUUCUUGUGGAAGUAGUCCAAAUUUUUCCCCAAGUCCCCAAGUUCCUAAUUCAAAUUUUAGUGAUAAAAAUUCUUGGCGCCCUCAUCCUAAUAAUCCUGAUGAUUACUGUUCUACUAUUCCACCUUUACAACAAAUACAACUGUCUGGAUCAAGACCCCCACCCACAGUUAUGGUUCCCAUUGGUGUUCUUAAAAGAGGAAAUAAACCACGUAGAGAACCUAAACAAGUCAUUUUCUCAGAUGGCAUUCGACCUGGUGGUGAUUUGACAGAACAUGCAGAAUCAGUGCCUGCUUAUCGACGCAUAGGGAGAAAGAGAGUAGAUAAAGUAUCAGGAGAUGCAGUUAUAACUGCAAGUCCAGUUUUACCAUCUGUGCUCUCUCACCAAAAGAACAAAGCAAAACGAAUUUUGGUUUCAGAUGGAGAAGGUCCUUUACCUCCUAUAGUUAUGCAGGCAGAUAAUAUGGAAGAUGGCAAAAUGGAAUGGACUCAAGUUUUAGAAAAAUUGCGAGAUGAAACUGCAAAGCCCAUUAACUUUGCUCUGAUGAAGAACAUUCAUAUAUUUGUAAAACUGAUUAACUUGGAUUGCUGCUUUGGGAAGGAAUGCUGGUGUUUCACAAGUCAUGGUCUUUGUACAGUUGGUCAGGAUGAAGUAAUGGUAGUAUUAGAAAGAAUGCCUGAUGAAAAUAAUUUGCCCCGUGGGAUUUUUAAACUCUUUAUUCAAAUUUAUGAUAGUGCAAAUAAAGGUUCUACAUUUGAUGAUCUUGGCCACAUCAUCUUUCCUGAGCAAAUUUUGGGAAGCAGUGACCAUAGAGGAUUUUUGUUUGUUCGACCUUCAUUUCAGUGUCUGAGUAAACUUGUGGUGCCAAAUUCUCCAUUUCUAGUAGCUAUUCUUAUCCAUAAAUGGGAAAUCCCUUGGGCAAAAGUUUUCCCACUUCGCUUAAUGCUUCGUUUAGGCGCCGAAUGUAGAUAUUAUCCCUGUGCUUUGGUGAGCACUCGUGAACGUAAGCCAGUUUAUUUUGAAAUCGGACAAACUAUUAUGAGUGUAUUGGCUGAUUUGCGAAACUACCAGUUUACUAUUCCUGUGAUUCCUGGUGUAGUGGUUCACAUGGAAGAAAAGAAAACCUGUGUCAACAUUCCACGUAACCGAUAUGAAAAGGUGAUGAAAGUCUUAAAUAGCAACAACGUCGAACAUGUUCUAGCUUUGGGAUCUAAUUUUAGUACAGAAGCUGAUUCACAUUUAGUCUGUAUGCAGAAAGAAGAGGGAGAUUACCAAACUCAAGCAAUCAGCAUUGAGAACACUACUAGAAGAGUCACCGGUGCCAGUUUCAUUGUCUUCAGCGGUGCUCUGAAAAGCUCUUCUGGACUUUCUGCAAAAUUCAGUAUUGUUGAAGAUGGAUUGCUUGUGCAGAUUCCACAGGAAACAAUGGUUUCUCUUCACUUGGCUCUUAGAGAUAUGAGAGAUUUGACAAUUGAAUGUGGGCAGAUUAGUGCCCCUGAGCCAGAGGAAGUUGUUAUCAUUCAGUGGACCAGAGAUGAUAAAAAGUUUAAUAUAGGAGUGAGAAGCCCCAUAGAUGGUAGAAGCUUAGAAGGUGUAUCUAAUUUAAGAAUUCAUACCUCAACUGAUUAUGCUGGUGAAAAUUAUCUCAUACGCUGGACUGAAGUUUUCUUUCUUGAAGUUGAUGAAAAUUCCAGUGGUUUGCAUAGUGAAUUGGUUGAUCCUUGUCGUUUUGCUGAAACAAUUGCACAGUCCUGUUGCAUGGCUUUAACACCUUAUCUUGACCAGCUUGCUGAAGCAGAACUCACCAAACUGGGUUUACGAGUAACUUUAGAUUCUGAACAAGAUAGGGUUGAGUAUGACAUAGGAUCUCGAGGGAAACCUUUACCAGCAAUGUAUAUGAAUGCUUUGGACAGUGGACUUAUUCCAGUUAUAUUAAGACUAUCAGGUUCCACCCACAGUGAACCCCUUGCUUUUGAGCUUAUAUUCCAUAUUUUAGUCAAAUAAGACUUGAUCAUGAAAACAAGGCGACUAUUUGAUUUCAAGAUUGACAAGAAGAAAAGGCAGUUAAAUGAUAUGUACAUGUAAUAUUAAUUUCUACACAGGUUAGUCAUUGAACUGCAGUGAAGUUAUUUGAUAUUAGAAAGCCUGGUGCAUAAAUCAAGAACUUUAAAAUUAGUAUGACUCAACAGUGUUUUUUUUUUUUUUUAAUUCUUACCAUUUGCUGCCUAUUGAAGUCAAUUUUACUGAGCAUAUGCCAGAAUCUGAUUAUUAUUUAAUGACUGAAGGAGUUUCUUAUUAAACAUGUCAACAUUUUGUAACCUAGUCAACAGACAGCAUUGUUCAUAGUGAAAUUGCAUAUGAAUGUGCUUUUUUACCUGUUUUUUUUUUUUUUUUGUAAUUUUAAAGGCUUAAAAUGUUCUUUUUUUUUCUUACAUGCGUCCUGUUCAGUUAAGGUGUGGGAUAAAUUGCACUGCAACAUUCCACAUUUCAAGUUUUUCCAUUUACUAAGUGAAUUGGUAGCUGUCAUGUUGUUGAAGUUAUUUCAAAAGAAUGCAAAGUUAUUUCCUUCUGUAGAGUUUUUGAAGUGUUUAAUGUUUUUAAGUUUUGUGUUUGCUGUUUAUUUUAUGAUGAUUUUUAGUGUUGGUUACUAUGUAGUGAUUAAAUGAUUAUAUGUAGAUACAUGACUAUGUAAUUAAGUAUAAAGUUUAUUAUUUGUGCAUCAUUCAAAAAUAUUUGUUUUUGUGCAGAGAACCAUUUCAUUUACUGUAAAAUUUUUUAUAUUUAUAAUUUUAAAUAAUCAGAGGCAUAUUUCUUAAUAUUUUUUUAAUUUUAUAUCAUUUAGUUCUCUAUCCUUCAUUAUAUUUUGAUCAUUAAAGUUUGCUUAAUUGUCAACUCAGUUUUUCAACAGGUUUAAUACUGUUUCAAACUUGCAGUAUUGGUUUGCUUGCCAUAGUUAGUAUUUGAGGUAAUGAACUGGUCUCUGCAGCAUGUGGAUGAUUUCCAAAAAUCCUAAUAACCUAUUAAACAUUUUAGACUUCAAGCUAUUUAAAUAUUUUAUGCAUGUGUUAAACGCUUUAGACUUCAAGUUAUUUAAAUAUUUUAUGCAUGUGUUAAACAUUUUAAGAUUUCAGUUAUUUAAAUGUUUUAAGAAAUAACCAUUGUACAGUUUCCUAUUAUGAAGUAAGCAUAUAUAAAUAAAUGUUCUGCCAUAUUUAAUUUCUGCAUUUAAAAUUUAUUUUCACUUAAUUUCUUUGUAAUUAUUUUUAUGACAUUGAGUUCUUAAAUACGUGAGGGAAAAAGUCUAUUAAGUGUGAAUAUUGAUUCUUUGCAUUAUGUUAGUUUAUACACUCAUCAAGUGUUCUUUGAUGGCUAUUAAACAAAGCCUGAGAUUUCAUUGUUUAACCAGUAAUAAAAAAAUCCUGCAGCAUAUUACUGUUGUUACCACAAUUGAAUUAUUAUGCCUGUGUUCUGCCUAUAACAAAAAUUAAACCUGGGUUCUCUUCUUGAACAUGCAGGUCUGCUACUUUUUAUAUAAUUUAUUUGAUGAUUCUAGUUUAGCUUUCAUGGCUUGAAACACAAAGCUUUUAAUGCUAAAAUAUGGGUGCUUACAACAAGCUUAUAGUGCAGUCUGUGCCUUUUCAUCCCGUAGCUGCCUGAACUGUGAGGAAUUUAAAAAUGUGUUUCCUGUCAUAAAGUAAAAUUGGGCUUUUUAGCAUAAUUAGGUUUAUUACUUUUAUAUUUGUCAGUUUAUUUAAUAGGAGAAUUUGAAUAUUUUAUGUCGGGUAAUUUGCAAAAUUUUAGAGGCACGGAAUUUAAAUCUUUUACCUGUUAUGGUUCAUAUGAAGUAAAUUUGCCAAAAUGUGCUUAAUAGUACUGUGUAUUUUUUAUUCAGAGAUUUCCUAUUAGCCACAGAUUUAUGUAAUAUUCCAUUUUUUGGUAGUUUCAAAAAUUUGUUUAGUAUAUAUAUACUCAGAAUCUGUUGUAAAAUUGGGUAUUUUCAAACUGUCUUAAAUUCAGGGAAUUUCAAAAUCUUUAAAUCAUUUUACUAUUGAAACAACUGUAUUGCCAGUUUAGUUUUAUGUUCGUAUUUCAGUGUGUUAUAUUAUUAUAAUUAGAAUAUUUUGUUUACCUAAUUUUUUUUUUAGUCAUCCAUAAGAUUUGAAAGCUACUAAAAACACUCCUCUUUGUCAUUGAGAAAAUGCAUGCUUUUUAAAGUAUUAAGAGGUGAAGCGAACAUUUUUAACAGUUUUGUGUUAUUAACUAUUAUUUUAUUGUAGCAGAAACAUGCUUCAUGAUAUGCAUUGACUAUGCAUUUUUUUGUUAUUGAAAUAAGCCCUCUUAAGUGAGAAGGCAUAUCCAAACUCAACAUAUUUUGUAGUUAUGUGAUUGAGAAGUUGCUAUCAAUUAUUUUAUGGUUUCUUUGUUUCAAUCUGAAAUUAAUUUACUGUACAAAUUCUAAGCAUGUGGCAAAAUUUUAUAGAAGCGUAGUUUCAGUGGAGACUGUUUUUCAUUCUGUUUUAUUGUGGAUCAAUAUGUAAUUUGAUUGGAUCAGAGAAGCAUUGCCUUAGUCAAGAACAUUAGUGAGUGUUCAAAAAUUGCAGUACCUGUACUUUAUUUUAAAUUGAUAUUAUUGCCAUCAAAUAUUGAAUGUAUUAUUGACAUAUUUAUACUUACAUUGUUAUAGCAUAAUGUUCCUUUGAAACUGAAAGGGAGGAAUGUGAAAAUAGCUAAUUUUCUACUUUGGAAUGGAGCCAUCAUGCAUUUUAUUUAUGUGAAAUGCUUCACUUUAAAAACUGUACUGUAAUGAUUAAACUUAGUGUUUCAGUUCUGUAUUCAGAUUUCAUCUGAAAACUAUAUAACCGGAACAAGUAUUUCUUUGAUUGAAGGUUUAGUAAGAAUGGUAAAGAUCUGAAUUGAUCCUCUUAUUGUGAUUGCAGCUGAGCAUAGGAAAAGAAAUCUUUUUAUAUGUGUGUAAAUAAUAAAAAAAUAUGUGAAGAAAGCUUUCUGUAUAAGAAUGUUGAAAUAUCUUGAGAUUUGUGGAAAAUGAUUUGUUUUCCUUUUGAAUAUAUUUUUUUAAUUAAAGUUUUAUUCAAAUUCUGAAUACUUUACUGAGAUAGGGCAGCUGAUUGUUUAAAUAUUUGUCUAAUAAUGCUUUAAAACUGAAUGUAAAUAUUUUAUAUCUUUUUUUUUUUUUUUUUUUUUGUUUGUAUUUUGUAUCUAUUUUUCUUUUGAAAUUGUUUCGUUUUACACAAGCUUUUGAUAUCUGUGAGUCUAUGACAAUACCCUGAAGAUUAUGGUCAGUAAUAUUUUCCUCCCUGUACAGUUAUGUAUUAUGUGUAGAGCUUUUUAUCACAUGCUGUAUAUGUAAUGAAAGGUUUUUAUUCUAAAUUCUCUAUGAAUGAAUGGGAAAUAUUUUAAUUAAUGUGAAAUUUCUAAAAAGCCUCAUUUAUAAUAUUAGUUGAUGUACAGUCCAAAUAAUAAUAAUAAUAAUAUUAAUAUAAUAAAACCUUUAUCUUCCAUUCUACUGGGCUGAUUGACAAUAUUCAAAUUGUGUUUUUCAUGUCUCAAAAGUGCAACUUAGGAAAUAUAAUAGAGUUAUAUAUAAGCACUGUUCUAUUCUAGGUAUUUUGGCACCAUAUCGGACUUUUUCUGAAAUGACAUGACCUUUUUUUUUCAAUAUUUCGAUUCUCUGACUCAAUUAACAUUGAGGAGCUAAAAUUUUGAGAAUUAACUUUUUAAAAACCACUCAUGCGGUUUCUACAAAACUUGGCAGUUUGGCAUAAUUUGAGUCGUAGAAUCGAAAUAUGGAAUGAAAUUCCCAUGUCCUUUAAGAAAAAAGUCCGAUUUUGUUUCAAAAUACCUAUAUUAGAACAAUUAUUAUAAAUCUAGUACGUAUCGUAAGUCGCGCUCUCAAGACAUGAAAAAAUUAAGUUGAAUUUCAUCAAUUGGCCCAGUAGAAUGGGAGAUAAUAGAACUGUUCCUUUUUUUUGUUUUGGCUGCAGUGUACAUUACAUACAAUGUUUAUAUUAACAUUGCAGUAUGUAUAACAAUAAAUUUCCAGCCUCAGUUGGUAGGUAUCCAGCCUCAGUUGGUAGGUAAUCUUAACUUUGUCAGCCUCGAUUUCCCCCCCCAGACAUUGACAAGAUUUGCCCUUUAACUUCUCUUUUUGAACUGUGUCAGUAAGUACUUUGAUGGUGGGUAAAUUCUAUAACCGUGUAAUUUUGUUACACUUAUUUUAUAGUUUUGAUAUCUUUGUUCUCAGUUUUUAUGUUGUCAUUGCCGUCAGUUUAUUCAUUUAUUAUCUGUAUCUUUGUUUUAUGAAAUUCCCAUUUUCAUGAAUGAGAACUGUAUCCUUCAAGUCACCAUCACAGUACAAAAAUUAUAUUGUUCAUAUACAUAUUGAAAUUGUAUUCAUAGUUACAGUUUAAAAGUAUUUUUUAUAAAUCUAUGCCUUUAUAUAAGUAUUUUUAUUUUGAAAAUAUGUUUUUGGAGUAAAUGAAGUUUAGUUGCGCAUCAGAAGUUUAGGGACACUUACAUGCUAUUUUCCUUGUAGCCUUUGGUUUGAAAUGAUUAUGCUCAGCUGCAGUUUAAAAAAUACAUGUUUGGUUGCAACUUAAUACUUAUUGAAUGUAUUUGCUGCCAGGGAUGGUGUACAGAAAAUUGCCAGAACCCGACUACUGUGUAAACAAAGUGCUAAUGGAUACCUCACCACGUGCGCUGGUGCCCAAUUGGUUAUAAGGUGAUAGCACCAUACUGCACUCUUGUGCAUGAUUGGAAGCAAAAGUGUAAAGAAGCUGUUCAUGGUUCAGUAUGAUUGAUAAGUUUUCAAGAUUUAUGCUCUAGUAUGUGUAUAAAUGUCUUAUUAAUUUUUUUGGGAUCCUGCAGUAUGUUACUGUCCUGUUGUGCACUGAAAAUGUUCAAUCUGCACUUCCUGUAUUAUCAAAAAUAUUACAAAAUAACAUAAACUGUAACAAUUUUUGUGUAUUUUACUUAUAUUCGAUAAAAAUUUUUGUUUUGUAGUAGAUAACACUUAAAGAAAUGUUGAAAUGUGUUACAGUAAUUAAAGAAUAUUUUUAUAUUUCA